AUGGAGAAGAUACUUGAACGCUAUGAAAGAUAUUCUUAUGCUGAGAGACAGCUUGUUGCUACGGAGUGUCAACCUCAGGUAUUUAUUUAUGUGUAUAGUAAUUGGCAACAAAAAGGUGUUAAUGUUGUGGCAACUGAUCUGCAGGGCAACUGGUGCAUGGAGUAUAACAGACUUAAAGCUAAGGUUGAGCUCUUGCAGAAAAAUCACAGGCACUAUACGGGAGAAGAUUUAGACUCAGUGAGUCUCAAGGAGCUACAGAACUUGGAACUGCAGCUUGAUACUGCUCUUAAACACAUUCGAUGGUUUUUGCAGAACCAACUCAUCUGCGAGUCAAUCUCGGAUCCUCAGAGAAAAGUAAAGCCUCUCAAUACAUAUGAUUUGCUUGUCAAUCAUAUAAAGAAGAGCGAGCAGCAAGAUCAUGGGCUCAACACAUCAUCUUUUCUGCUGCCUCAGCCGCAUCCUUGUCGGAAUAUCGGAAGCACGUACCAGGAAGAAGCAACUCGUGUGAGGAGGAAUCAACUUGACCUUACCCUUCAACCUAUUUACCAUCUAGGAUUCUUUGCUGCUUGA
This is a messenger RNA of Hibiscus syriacus, 570 nucleotides long. RefSeq names its product agamous-like MADS-box protein AP1. Bases 1 to 570 code for a protein of 189 amino acids. Gene Ontology annotation, molecular function: DNA-binding transcription factor activity. NCBI's taxonomy places the organism in Eukaryota, Viridiplantae, Streptophyta, Magnoliopsida, Malvales, Malvaceae. The record is from RefSeq and is a predicted model, not a curated record. Gene Ontology annotation, biological process: regulation of DNA-templated transcription. The transcript has 5 exons. Gene Ontology annotation, cellular component: nucleus.